Molecule: messenger RNA, 1618 nt
Organism: Thlaspi arvense
Lineage: Eukaryota; Viridiplantae; Streptophyta; Magnoliopsida; Brassicales; Brassicaceae
Source: the annotation of a GenBank genome assembly
AAGUUUCAACAAUGGUCAUCACGAUGUUUAAAAGUUAUUUGACGAUCGUCAAAAAGGCUUAAGCAAAAACCAUCGAAGAAGCUUCAACGCUAAGCAGAGAAUUUCAAUUUCUCUCUACUUUCCCAGUGUUUCUCGGUAGCGAGAGAGAGUUUAGUUAACUCUUCUAAUGAGCUGUUUUGGUUGGUGUGGGAGUGAUGAUUUUCGUAAAGCUGCUGACUCCGGACCGAUGCCACCGCACAACCAAGCAGGUUACAAUGGAGGCCAUUAUCAGAGAGCUGCUCCACCUAUGAACCAGCCAAGUGUUCCGAUGCAGCCUAUCUCUGUAUCAGCCAUUCCAGUGGAUGAACUGAGAGAUAUAACCGAUAACUACGGUUCAAAGGCAUUGAUCGGUGAGGGUUCGUAUGGAAGAGUGUUUUACGGUGUUCUUAAAAGCGGUAGGGAAGCUGCCAUCAAGAAACUUGACUCUAGUAAGCAGCCAGAUCAAGAAUUUCUUUCCCAGAUAUCGAUGGUUUCGAGAUUGCGACACGAAAAUGUCAUUGCUCUUAUUGGUUAUUGUGUUGAUGGCCCUCUACGUGUUCUUGCUUAUGAGUAUGCUCCUAACGGAUCUCUUCAUGAUGUUCUCCAUGGCCGAAAAGGUGUCAAAGGAGCACUGAGAGGUCCUGUGAUGACGUGGCAACAGAGAGUCAAAAUCGCUGUUGGUGCAGCCAGAGGACUCGAGUACUUGCAUGAGAAGGUGAACCCUCAGGUUAUCCACCGAGACAUCAAAUCCAGCAACGUGCUUCUGUUUGAUGAUGAUGUUGCCAAGGUUGCUGAUUUCGAUCUGUCUGAUCAAGCCCCUGACAUGGCUGCACGCCUUCACUCGACUCGUGUGCUAGGCACCUUCGGCUAUCACGCUCCAGAAUAUGCAAUGACAGGAACACUGAGCACAAAGAGCGAUGUGUACAGUUUUGGCGUUGUUCUGCUUGAGCUCCUGACGGGUCGUAAACCGGUCGAUCAUACCUUACCUCGUGGACAACAAAGUCUAGUGACAUGGGUAAUGUUUAGUGUAGUCUUCUCUGCUUCUGAUUCUGCUUUGCUUGUACUUACUGCAACCCCUAAACUAAGUGAAGACAAAGUGAAGCAAUGCGUUGAUGCAAGACUACUCGGAGAAUACCCUCCCAAAGCUGUUGCCAAGCUUGCUGCAGUGGCUGCACUCUGUGUGCAAUAUGAGGCAAAUUUUAGACCAAACAUGAGUAUAGUGGUGAAGGCACUUCAACCUCUCUUAAACCCUCCUCGCUCUGCUCCACAGACUCCACAUAGGAACCCUUAUUGAUCCACUUUAAACCCAAUCACACAUCUCAUCUCCUUCAUGAUGAUUAAUCAAUUGUGUAUUCUUACUGUUUCUGUAUUUGUGUAAAUCUAUGGGGUUCUUAUAUCUCAUUAACUCUUCAUUCAUGUCCCACUUUUUGAAGAGCUGUGUAUGUCUCUCUAUAUUAUAUUUGUAUUAUGUGAUUGUGAUGUAGUUUGCGAAUGGGAAGACAAAUAACCAAACCAAAUUUUGUUUGUUUGUUUAUCAUUAACUCAUUUGAUUUCACAAAACUCAUUAUUAAAAUAAUGGAAACAAAUGGUGUAAAUUCCU